Molecule: messenger RNA, 504 nt
Organism: Closterium sp. NIES-65
Lineage: Eukaryota; Viridiplantae; Streptophyta; Zygnematophyceae; Desmidiales; Closteriaceae
Source: the annotation of a GenBank genome assembly
AUGUGGCAACGCACAGUUUUAAACGUGGAGUGUCCGCAUGGCAAGUUGCCAAAUAUCAUCAACUGUCCCAAGGAGCUGCUCCUGGCGAACAACGGAUUCACCGCCGAUCUUCCCAGCAUGGACUCGUGCGCGGGCGUGGUGGAGCGCAUGGACCUGUCGUACAACCAGCUGUCGGGCGCCAUCCCCACCAUCGUUGCGGAAUUCUCGUUCCUCACCCACCUCUCUCUCUCGCACAACGCCCUGAACGACACCAUUUCCGAGGGAAUCGCGGAUCUGCGCAGCCUGCGCGUGCUGGACCUCUCGUGGAACAAGUUGCAAGGGUCCAUUCCCGCCGCGCUUGGGCUGUCAGAAGCUCUUCAAGAGGUGUACCUUGCGGGGAAUCAGCUGGAUGGGACCAUUCCCAACACCAUGACGACUUACCCUGACUCUUCGUUCCUGCCCGGGAAUAAAUUGCUGUGUGGUGAACCUGUGAAGCAGUGCGAGGAUGCACCCAUGGAGAAAUAG